Danaus chrysippus (African queen) is the source of this 3825-nucleotide messenger RNA. The record is from the annotation of a GenBank genome assembly. Lineage: Eukaryota; Metazoa; Arthropoda; Insecta; Lepidoptera; Nymphalidae.
AUGAUGCCUUUCGACAAAGCUUCUGAAAUGAAAUGCAAGGAGAUCGAUAAAAUCAAACGUCGUCAUAAAACAGACGACUCUGCUGUUGCAUCAACUUUAAGAUGUGGUGAAGAUACGUUACAGUGCUCAAAAAUGGAGAAUGUCGACGAAAAUACCGGAAAACCAACCGAUUUAUGUUUACAAGGCAAUUCCCACCUCAUAUCUAGUACAACAAGCAGUCUUGCUGAUACGCCCGGCGAUUCUGGAGUUUUGUGUUUGGAUAGUGAUGCAUCAGAGGCUACGAGUCAGGCUCUUAUGUCCCAUAGCCUUGUGGGGGCCGAAGAAUUAACGUGCGAUAGUAUCUACGAUGCUGUACCUAGCGGUUCCCAAGACAUGAUAAAGAGUACCAAUAGCAGUAUCAUGACUCGCAGUGACAUAGAUAACCAAAAUGUAGGAGCACCUGAUGAUAUUGUACCUGAACUUUUGAUUGAAGUUCAUUCAAAGCCUGUGUAUGAGAAUCUACCAGACGUUGUUCUAAAAGCAUUGGAGAGUGAGAAAGUUUGUACUGAUGAUGUUAAAAAGUCUGCUCUAAGGUCGACUGAACCAAAGAAAUCUUUAUCAGAGGACAUUGUAUAUAGGCGGAGAUGUAGAAAAAAAUCUCAAAGUGGACCCAGCUCACAGAAAAAAAGAGUGUCUUUUCAUGAGGACAUUUUAAAUAAUACAAGAACUGAUAAUAUUCAUAUAGAAAGAGGCUUCAUUUCUUAUGGACCAAAUGGUUCAUAUUGUGAUAAAUUCAGGCAAAAGAAUGCUGUAAAUGAUAGAUUCUCAUGGUGCUCGUCUGGAGAUAGGCAACAACCGAAAUAUGCUGCUGAUGUAGCUCAACAGACAAUGUCAGAUAUACUCACAUAUGGAGAUUCAAAGCAUGACAGAAGUGGUAUAUUUGAAUAUACUCAAGGCUUUGAAAGAAAUAAUCAAGACAAUAAGGAUUCUGAUAACAAUAAUGAAACAAAGGCCACAAACAAAAUGUACGGCUGUGACUCGAAUAGCUCAGAUUCAAACUUCAGCUGCGAUUCAGAAACCUCAUCCAGUGAUACUUCCUCCUCACACUCACAUAAAACGGAAACAUUACAAGUCCACAAGAAAACGGACAAAACACAAAAGUCAUUCUCCUGCGACGGCUUCGAGAAUGGUGGAGGGCAUGUGUCGUUCAUAAGAAAGACAUAUUUCUCGGAAGCUGACAUAGAUCAGAAUAACGACAGAAAGAACAAGCCUUUGGAAGUGACACAGAGCCCGAUCACAGUGAAAUCGGUGCUCAAGAAAAAAAGAUACAUCAGCACAAACAUCGUAGAAGAGAGGAAGAAUAAUAACAAAGUCUUGAGUUUACUUGACGCCAACAACAUAAUCGAUUCAUUGAAGAAUUUCUAUAAAAAUUUCAAUUUCAACUUUGCACCUGAAAAGGGCUUGCCGGAAACUAGUUUGGAACUUAACAACGUUGUUGAAGCUUUAUCAUGUGAUGUCAAUCAGAAUACUAAGAAAAUUUCGAAAAGCUUAGACUCUGGCUUUCAAAUCGACGAUGAGGAUGACUUUGUUGAAAUCAAUUUGAACUCUCAACCUAUAGAUUUGGAUAAGCCUAAAGAAGUUAUGACUGGUUCAAGGACUUCCGUGGCAGGAGAUCGAACUCCAAGCGAGGGAUCGCCUCGUCAUAAAUUGACUCUCAAUAUGAAAGCACAACACGACAAAAAACUAUUAAACAAAGACGUGCUGCCGCCGCUCAGCAAAUACGUGGUCAACUGCGAGAGUACUGUGUAUGAACACAAAGGAGUUUCUUACAGCUACGUUCAUGAUACAUUUCAAACAGCAUUCGAAGCACCCAAAGAAUCUUUCGUGCCGAUACCAGAAUCCACACCUAUCAAGGAGAUAGUGUUGAGUUCUAGCAAGACGGAUUUGAACAAACAAUCCGACGAUAAUAAUUCAAGUAGGACAUCUACACCGAAGCGCCAAUUCAACAAGAACGUGCAAGAAGAAACUGAACAGAAGAACGGCAUUUCCAAGCACCUGUCUUCACCAAAGAAGCAGAAUGUUAAUAGAUACAGUCGCAAGUCCGCUUCAACGGCUGCACAGAAGAAUGAUGAUGCCAGCGACAAUUGCUCAAACACGGACAACUCAACCCUAAAAGGCGCAGACGAUUUCAACGACGAUUACUUCGACAGCCCAUCCAAUCAGAAAUUGCAGAGCAACAAAUCGAUCAUACUCAACAGAUAUCUGAAAAACGUUUGCCAGAAGAAAGAUCUAGAACUGAAGAUUAAAAACAACAAGUUCUAUCAACUCAAACUGAGAAUGGAGAGACUGUUUCCCAGCAUCAUAUAUCCGUUUAAAGAUGUGUCCGAUACUUAUAACAUUUCCGCAGCAAGGAUGUCGCGGCUCAUCGACAAAGAAGUUAUAGAGAACAAACGUUUGUCGGUCAGAUUACUGACAGCCGAUGAACCAUCAUACUUCGAUAGCUUCGAAGACAACGUGGCUAUCGAAUGCAACGAAAAGCUACGGCUUCAGAUAUUCUCAUAUCCAAAUGAAACACUUAAUAGGAUGAUGAAAGUGCAGUCUCCAUACAGCAUGGAAGAUGGUUCUUGGACGCCGCUCUUAGUUUUCAUCACGGACUACGCUCUAUACGUGGCGAGUGUCAAGCCGGGCGGUACGGAGUAUGACAUACUCUGCAGACUACCCCAUGAUGAACUAGACGCAAUCGCUGUCGGUCCCGAAGCUCAUUACAUCCAAGUGAUUGAUGUGGCUGGUAACAUAGCAUGUUCUGUGGUCACUGGCGAGUCUUCACUGGGGGCGAGGCUUGCGUCGAGUCUGGAAUGGAGCGCUAGGACUUCGCCCCUACGUAUACAACGCCCUCCGGCCAUGCUGCCGCUAUCCUGCAAACAUCUAGCCGCCGCUGUUACAAGGAAAAGACAUGAAACAAGGGUGCCACCGAUUUUAUACUACGGUCGAGCGUGUUCCGGGGACGCAGAGGAUCGCUUAGUGGAGGCGCCAGGAGCCUUCGCCCCACCACUAGAGGGGUACCUCAUGUGCAAGACUGAUAGGAGCAAGAGAUUUGAACCGUGUUACUUCCUAUUAAGGGCUGGGGUCCUUCACUGGGGUCCUCAUUCACCAGACGGGACUCCACUCCCAAAUAACAUAUCCCUCCGCUCCGUAGUAGGGGUGAGGCGUCAUGUGGACGUGUCCCGUAGACCACAUUGCUUCGAGAUUGCAUUAGGGGACAAUAGCAGAUUGUUAUUAGCGGCCCCCGAUGACCCCACAGCCUCAUCAUGGCUGCAAUCACUAUUGCUACAUGCUGCUCAGGCUCUCGAAGAAAAGGAUGGUUCUAAGAAGUGUGAACGUGUGGGUCCACCACCAGCCUGUACUAUACUAGUGACUCCCACCGAGGUGGUCAGUUUAAGAGACACCUUGGACCUCGCCUUUGUAGCAGGAGCAGCGGCUUACCUUAAAGACAGGGGCUCGGAAGCACUGUUCAAAGAAUACGUCGAGGAAAUGAACACGGACAUUGAAAUAUUAGCCUGCGGUUCAAUAAAGAAUCUGACGGCCUUUAAGAUACCCGACAACGAUGAGAACUGGUGUUGUUUGGAAUGGAGCGUCUGUGAAGCUAGAGAGCGCGGCGCUGGACUCGCUCUUGCACUACCGUCCGCCGCGGAGCUUGAAAGACUACUAGCGGCGAUCGAGGACGCGCACUCAAUGUUAACGCAUGAACCAUUCCCAUUGAGUGUUGUGGAAGCAUCAAAAUCUCCAUGCAGUUUAGCCUACCACAAGUAUGAAAAGGCCUGGUCGCACAUGUUACCACAACAGUGA